Melitaea cinxia (Glanville fritillary) is the source of this 1393-nucleotide messenger RNA. It is a transcript of the gene trus, whose product is annotated as programmed cell death protein 2-like. Lineage: Eukaryota; Metazoa; Arthropoda; Insecta; Lepidoptera; Nymphalidae. The coding region runs from base 113 to 1390 and encodes 425 amino acids. The transcript is spliced from 8 exons. Gene Ontology annotation, cellular component: cytoplasm. The record is from RefSeq and is a predicted model, not a curated record.
CAGACUAACCGUACAAGUUGACGGUUGUAUCAUUCUGUUUUCUUAAAAAUCAAUUUCUUAUACAUUUUGUGAAAAUUGUAAAUGAGUCAUAUUUUCGCAAUAAAAAAAUAAAAUGGCUAAAAACAAAGGCAAAGUCUACCUUGGAUAUGAAGAAGAAACAAUCAGUGAAAGAAAUAAACAACAAUUAAACUAUACAAUUAAUAAAAUUGGGGGACAACCUAACUGGCCCCCAUUAGAAAACAUACAGUUUCCUACAAAGUGUCCUUUGUGUGGCUUACACCGACUACUCGUAGUACAAUGCUACGCUCCCUUGGAAGGCUCGGUUUAUCAUCGCACUUUAUAUCUUUUUGCUUGUAUAAAUCCACCUUGUUGGGUACAAUCUGAAUGUUGGUGUUGUGUAAGAAGUCAGAUACAAGAUGUGCCAAAUAAAACCAGUGCAGUUGUAGUGAUGCCAACCUCUGAACCAAACUACAGCUGGUGCCAAGGAUCAGAUGACUGGGAACGAAAUGAUAAUGGGGACUCGUCAAAUGGAAAUGUUAUGAACAUCGACAAUAAUAGCAUACAAAGAAAUUCUGAUGAAGAAGACGAAAGUAAUUCAUUUGAGUUGGAAACCGUCGAACAGGCUUUGGAGAAUUUACAAGUUGAUUCAAAUAAUGCUAAUAUGUCGCCCAUUCAAGGUGCAGUCGGUGAAGUCGGAGCUCCGAUACCAGCAGCGGAAUUAGAAGAGGAAGAUGAAUCUGGUCUUGUCAUAGCUGAGACGCCCACCGCGCCGAUGAACAAUAUGGUAUCUCUUUUCAACCAGACAGCAGAACUAUCAGCGGACAUUCGAACUCGCCUUUUAAAUGGCCCUUUGCAAUUCGUUUCCAAAUAUAUAUAUGUGGAGGAAGAGUGGAACAAGGCGUCGUAUGAUGACGAUAAAAUCACUGAAUUACUCAACAAAUACAAAAGAGAUAAUGAAAUAGAAGUAGGCAGUGUGGCUGAUCGUGUAUCAGGAGCGCCGACCGAGGACGAAGCAUAUGAGGAUGCGAACCCUUUACACGGUGACAAGCUGUUCCACGCCUUUCUUACACGUUUACAUUGGCAUCCUACACAGAUUCUACGAUAUUCCCGUAACGCUCUCCCUCUCCUUGGAGCCCCAUUGCCAGUAUCAGAAAAUGCAUCGAAUUCUCCAUGUAGGCCAAACAAUUGUAUGCGCUGCGGAUCAAGACUCAUCUGUGAAAUACAACUUGUUCCUGGCUUCGCAAAUACCUUAUUCAUUUUCCCAAGUAAUAUAACACUACCACAUCUACACUUCCUCUCUGUUCUGAUAUUUACAUGUUCACAAAGCUGCUGGCAACAAAAUGAUAAAUUAGUCGAAGAAAUGGUAAUAUUUCAACCUGAGGUCAUCUAAAGG